CGGCACGCGUGUGUACAUAACGUCUGUCUGUCUGUAAAUAUCUGUCAUGCACUUGUAAGUCAGUGUCAAGGCAGCUGGUGAAUCCGCAAUAGCUCGGCCAGCGAGUCCAGCAGCACAGCAUUGAGCCGCUCCCAUCCCAACACAUACACCUCACCCACACUCAACCCCUGCAGCCAGACAGACAGCCAGGCAGGCAGACACACACACAUAGGAUAAAUGAGAGCUCUCUCCGGCUCUUCCACUGUGUCACCCCGUCGUACCUUGACUGUCUUGAAUCGGAUGGGCUCAUGAAAUUCGCUCGCCACAAAGAUCAGAGGGCGGAUGAUGCCGCGGUCGUCACGCUCGACAUCGAAGGCAGAUCCGCCGAACCAGUCCCCUGCACUCAUUCAAAUCCGCAACGUGUUUCGAUCCAUCGAGGAGAGAGGGAACGCACCUUUUUUGAGAAUGAUUUUGUCUCCUGGUUGGUGGGGGCCAGAUUCGGUUGGAUCGUCGGAUGCAGCGACCUCUGAUGGAGGUCAUAAAAGAGCAGAUGGGACUAUUUGAAUCCGUGUCUCUCAUUUGUGCCUACCUGCCUCACACUCGCCCUGGACGUGCAUGUGCAGCCACAGUACAGAGGCACACAUGCAUGGACGGGAUCUGCGGUGUCUCUUCCUUCCCUGUCUUUCUAACCUCAUAGACGAUGAACAGGUCUGCUCCGCUGGAGACCCCCUGCCUCACAGCGGACUCACUUACAUCCACAUCCAGGAGGCUGAUGACCCCCCCCCCCACACACACAGACAUAUGCAGGACAGACACAGCACAUGCAGUGCGUGUCGUGUCAUUCCUACAUCUGGCCCUUCUCGAAUGAAGAGGAGACGGCACUUCUCAGGAAAUUGACUCGCUCAAAGGGCGAGAGCCUCCGCCGGUCGCAGAGGGGAUGGUUGUCGAUAAAGAUGGGGUCGAGUUCCAGCGACGUGAGGGCCGGGCCGAUGAACAGGCGCUUCGCGCUUAUAGCAUCCAUCUGCCACACCACUGCGGCCUCUGACACACACUGAGGGGUUCUCUCAGACAUACGAACCAUGCCCUCGUUCACUCUCGUUGAUGUCAGGUAGUGGACAUUUGCUUACCUUAACAAAGCAUGUCCUUGGGAUGCCAUAGAGACACGCGAGCUCGCCAAACGUGUCCCCUGAUGGCGGCAAUGCCAUGCAGAGCCCAUACAUUCUCGUGUAUUCGGCGUAGGUACCAGGAGACAGAGUGGUGAGCGCCAAGAGCAGCUCAUGUGUCUCUGGCUGCUCGCCCGCGACGGUGGUGCUCUCCUUGCCUCCGUCGCUCGCCACACGGGCAAUGGUGUAGCACUCGAGGCUACCCUGCUCGAGCAGAUAGACGUCGGUCGUCUCCUCACCUGCGGCAAAAGAAUCAUGGCCAGCUUGAGAUAAGAAGCGGAUGGCAAGCCAUCCCACCCUCUCUGAUGAGGAUCUGCCCUUGUGUUAGGUCCACACGACUCAUUGCCUGAAGUGGCAUUCAUGCGGAAGUGAGUGACAGCAGAAGCAGAUCAGUGCAGCACGGGCUUACACGAAUAAGAUCGGCUUGCUCGUCCUCAUUCAAACUUGAAAAGAAAAUGUCCUUCGAAAAGGCCUGAGGUCGGCCAAAAAAGCAGAUGAUGAAGUCCCAAGAAUGUCUGCGUAACGUCCGCACCGCUCUGACGGCUUCGACCUCCUCAUCCGACUUGCCCACGUCUGGACCUUGCUGCAGACAGCACCGGACAAUACUGACACUGUGCGUGCCAACGACGACGGUCCCUCGUAAUCCCUCCUACCCAUUCCUCGGCCGCUGCGUCCGCAGCAAUCUUGACAAGAUCCUCCAAAAAGGCAUCAGGUGCAGGACGCAUGCCUACACACACCAGCAGAUGCCGGGCGAGUUGAUGUGUGCCUGGUAGUCGUGUCUCCUUAAGCACCAAUGCUCCUCGGCGUGAUGAUUGUCGGCCCCUCUGUCGGCCCUACAUGGCUGAGGUCUAGCGGCAUCGACGGCUGGCCGUGCAAUGAUGUGAUGGGGGAUGGUGUGGCAUCUGCAGCGGCAGCAGGGGGCUGGGCGGAGGAAAAGGUGACAGAGGCCCGCUUCUGAGGCUCCUCUUCCUUCCCUGGCUCAUCCUCCUCAGCAGUCACGUCCCUGACAACAUAGAGGGUGUUGCUAGGAAUGACAGACUGAGGUGGGGGAUGGGUUGGCUUACGUUCCGUAUUUCAGGUAAUGUCCGAGCCACAGAAUGGGGUCGAAGAGUGGGGGGGUCGGGCGCUCAUGCACAAUAGGGGCAAGCUCAGCAAACGACGCGGCCAGCUUCUGCAGAAACGAAAACACGAUCGAUAUACUGACCCACCAUUCACAUAGUGUAUGAAGCACCUGUUUGGGUCCCUUGUGUGUCACGGACGAUGGCGUCUCAACGUGAGAUCCAAUGGAAGUGACGCUGCCGCGCUGCGAAACUACGUGAGUGAUCCUUCGGCUGGCGACGGAUGCGAUGCUGUCGGAUGACCCGCCUCUCUCCCUCUCGGUGUCCAGCGCACCCUGACCAUCUGACGCCUGUGAACCCGACUCACUGUGCAAGACGCAAAUGCACAUUACAUUGCCAUUAUCGAUCCGUGUCUCGUCUGACCCACGCUUACUCCUGGUGCCCCUCUUCAGCGAGUUUGUCGUGUUCGUCUUCGAUGACCGUGUCGUCUUCAGCCCUCUCCUCCCCUUCGCCCUCCACAUCGGGGACUUCCUCCUCUUCCUCAGCCUCCUUCUGCGACUGACCCGCCUGGCCGACAUGCGAUGAUGGGGCACGCUUUUUACGCAGCUGGUUGAACAAACAAAGCACAAAGAAAGACCUCUUCGAUAAAUGACCACCUGGUGUGUCUGUGCGCCUACUGUGGUCAUCGUGAGAGCAAUCGCUCCAUCUUUGUCGGCUUUGUGCAGCAGCUGCUCGAUGGCCUGACGUCAUGGACACCACAGAGAGAGUGAAGGGUGGAAUCUCCCUCCUGCCAUUAAAGUCGCCACAUACCUCUCCGAGUUUGGCCAUCAGUGUGUCCUUCAAGUAAUCUCUUGCUGCAGACAGGGCAGACAGGCAGACAGACAUACAGACAGACAUACAGACAGGCACAGACGCCGUGCGUCGACCCGACUCCAUGCGUCUCUCUGAGUUCUCACUCACUCACUCAUGACGUGGUCUCUCACCCGAAGGUGCUGUUGGUCCGACAGAGAGUGGCGGCCGAUAGUCCACGAGCCCACCCGUAUAGCAUCGAAGGAGGGGCGGGAGGGCAGAUUGAACAGUGGCGCCGGUGCAGUCGAUCACGCAGAUGGCCGGCUCCGGAGACGGGGAGGGCGGGGGAAUGGGCGUGGCGGGGAGGACAGAAACGUCGGCCUGCAUCUUGUCUUGCACUGAGAGCAGCAAGAACAAGCCUGAUUCGUACAGUUUCA
This is a messenger RNA of Vitrella brassicaformis, 3426 nucleotides long. Lineage: Eukaryota; Vitrellaceae. The record is from the annotation of a GenBank genome assembly.